This is a messenger RNA of Chlamydomonas reinhardtii, 4571 nucleotides long. RefSeq lists its product as uncharacterized. Lineage: Eukaryota; Viridiplantae; Chlorophyta; Chlorophyceae; Chlamydomonadales; Chlamydomonadaceae. Gene Ontology annotation, molecular function: protein binding. Gene Ontology annotation, biological process: SCF-dependent proteasomal ubiquitin-dependent protein catabolic process. The transcript is spliced from 9 exons. Gene Ontology annotation, cellular component: SCF ubiquitin ligase complex. Bases 252 to 3560 code for a protein of 1102 amino acids. The record is from RefSeq and is a predicted model, not a curated record.
GGAACGCGCAGGCAAACAACAGCGACACUCGGUGUGCAGCACGACCACAUAGACGGCGUUUAAUUUGAUACGGCUAUAAUCAAUUCUACGUAUGUAGUCACUAGCAACUCACACCAAACAUUCAAGUGCCCUGCACGUAUCGCCACUGCCCAUUGGCGCCAGAACUUGCCAUCGGCGCCGGAACACGCCCACAGACAUUUUGGUUCGCUGAAUGCAAGCUCAACAACGCAAGAGCUCGUUGGCCGUCGACCAUGCUCGCUAAGCUCGCUGACGGAAACCCUGCUGGGUUUGCCCCAGAGGACCAGGCGGGCGGGUUGGCGACCGCGACCAUCCUGCACCUGCCCGCGCACAUCUUGGAGGACGUCUUCGCCCGACUGGACAGUCGUUCCCUGGCACGCUGCCUGGCCGUGUGCCGCUCCUGGCUCGCCCCCGCCUCCCGCCCCUCCCUGUGGACGACCCAGUUGCAUGCCGAGUACGGACUGCAGCUGCCGCCACAGCUACAGCCGCCACAGCUACAGCCGCCACAGCUACAGCCGCCACAGCUACAGCCGCCAGCCGCUACCGCCGCGGCUACAGUUGGGACGGCGGCAAUGGAAAGCGCGGGUAGCGCCGUGGCGGCGGCGGCGGCGGCGGCAGCUCCUGUUGAGGAUGCUGUGGAGUCAAGCCGGACAAAUGCGGGCGGCGCUAGUGGCGGCGGCGGCGGCGGCGUUGGCGGGGGUGGUGGCGGCAGUGGCGGGGGUGGUGGCGGGGGUGGUGGCGGUGGCGGCCGCCUCGCCUGGCCCUGCCCCGCCGACCCCGGCGCCUCCUUCGCAGCCCUGGUGCGCUGCCCGCUGGCCGCCCACCUCGCCUACCAGCACCGCAUGGCGGCGGCAGUAGCAGGCGUGCGGAGCUGGUGGGUGCGCGUCACGCUACUGCUUCCUGCGCCCGUCAACGGCGGCAGUAGCAACACCAGUACUGGCGACACCAUUGGCGGCAGUAGCAGCACCAGUGGCGGCAGUAGCGGCAGUGUCAAUGGCAAUAGCAGCAGGGGCCGGCGGGUUCUGCGGUCGUCGCUGUGCCGGUGCCUGGGGGUCGCUGUGAACCCGCAGAGUGUGUGGCUACGAUUCCGACUGCCGGGCUGGGUGCGGCGCGCGGCGGCGGAGCAGCCGCCCUGGCAGCCGGGCACAAGCUGCAGCGGCAGCGGUGACCCCGACCUGCCGCCCGGCCUCACGGCUGUAGCACCGGGCGGCACCUGGCAGCAGCAGCAGCAGCAGCUACUGCCAAUGGCGCCGCACGUGAUAGAGCUGACGCUGCUAGCGGAGGCGCGGCUGCACGAGCGGGGUCGCGGUGGUGGUGGCGGUGGCGGUGCGAGCGGCAGCGGCAGCGGCGGCGGCAGUAGCAGUGGCAGUGGCAGUAGCAGCGGCGAUGGGGCCCGCUGCUGGGCUGCAAUGUACAGCCGACCCUUCCGGCUGCCGCUGGGCGACCGCAUGCGGCUGCUACAGAGUCACGUGGAAGGCUUGUACGUGUGGGACGACGACUCCGACUCUGACGAAGAGGAGGAAGGGGAGGAAGACGAGGGCGGGGCGGCUGGAGGUCAGCAGCAGGAACAACAACAGCAGCAGGCGGCGGCGGCGGCGGUGGCAGCUGGAGGAGCCGCCGACGUGGCAGGAGCAGGGGCAGCAGGGGCAGGAGCAGGGGCAGUAGCAGCAGGGGCAGGGGCAGUAGCAGCAGGGGCAGGGGCAGUAGCAGCAGGGGCAGGGGCAGCCGGUGUUUUGGAUCCGGACCUCGUGAACCCGGGCCCGGCCAACGGAGACGAGGAUCCUCCCGAGUGCUUUGACGAGGAUCCAGCCGCCGUGUCGGAUCCGGAUCUGGACGAGCGCGGCAUGAUGCGGAUCCGGAUCCCGGGUCCGUCGUCCGCCGCCGCCUGGCGGCAGCCUGGCGGCGCGCCGGCAGUAGCAGCUACAGCUGCAGCGGCAGUGGCAAGUGCAGCGGCAGCCGCUGCUACAGCCGGGUCCUCCAAGCCGGGUCCGCACCUGGCGGCUUACCUACACUAUGAGCAGCUACUGCCGGUGUGCCCGCCCGCAGCGGUGCCGCAGCGGGGCCUGCGCUUGCACUACCAGGCCCCACACGACGCCCACCCCGGCCUGCCACACUACCUCGCACACAAGCGGGCGAUAGCCGCCGCAUCAGCCGCCGCAGCGGCAGUAGCAGCGCCAGCGCCAGCAGCGGCAGUAGCUGCAGCAACCGCUGGAACUGCUACAGCCGCCGCUGGCCCCAGCACACCAGCUGCUACAGCCCCUGCUGCUGCUGCUACUGCCACGGCAACCCCACAGCCGCCGCUGCUACAGCCGGCGGCGUACCUCUACAUCGACUGGAGCCGCCUGCCGGGAGCCGACGACGGCGGCGGCGGCGGCGGCGGCAACGCAGGUGGUCAUAACGGCCGCGUUGAUGACAGUGGGGAGGAGGGGCAGCAGCAGCGUGAGGGCGCCUGGGCCGGCGGCGUGGUGGUACGGCUGUGGGCGAUGGCGCCGCCACCUGAUGCGGCAGCGGCGGCGGCGGCGGCUGGCGGCGGCGGCGCCCUCAGCUGCGCGCGUGCUUCGCGGCUGGAGGCGGACAGCCGCCGCGGCGACAUUGUGUGGCUGGCGCCGCCGCUGAAGCGGCGGCAGCCGGCGGCGGCGGCGGCGGCGGCGCCGCCGCCUGCGCUAGGAGGAGCAGCAGGCGACGCCUCAGGAGGCGGCGGUGGUGGCGGCGGCGCGGCGGCAGAGGUUGCGGCGGCGGGCGACGAGGCGGUGGGAGACGAGCCGGGGGCGCGAGAGGCCGUGGGGGCGGCGGCGGCGCGCUUUGCAGCGUCAUGGCUUCGUGCCUUUGGGCCCGGCGGCGGCGCUGUGGCGGACCCGCUUGUCUUUGCCAGUGGCGGCGGCGGCGGCGGCGGCAGCAAUGGCCUGGGCUCAUCUGCUGCUCCGCCGCCCGGCUCUGGCGGCGCGGCGGCGGGCGCGGGUGCAGCGGCGGGUACAGGCGUGGCGGCGGAUGCGGGCCCGGGCGCGGCGGCGGGUGCGGCGGCGGGUGCGGGCGUGGGUGCGAUUGCGGCCCGGCGUCUGGCGGUGGUGUGUGGCGGGCGCGAGCCGCUCAUGGCGGACUUGGCGCUGUUGGAUGCGGGCGGGCGGCUGCGGCUGGGCAGGUGCGGCGUGGAGAUGUGGGGCGAGGGCGGCGGCGCCUUGCGCAGCUCCCUGCACUUCCUGCUGGACCAACUGCCGCCGCGCCGCCAGUCGCUGUGGGACAACCAAGUCACAGUUGCAUGGGGCGAGCAACUGCCGCCGCCGCCGCCAGACGCGGCGGCGGUGGCGGCGGCCGGCGUUGCUGCAGGCGGCGGCGAAGGCGGAAGUAGUGGCGGUGGCAGCGGCGGCGACGGGCAGCCAACUGCUUCGCCGUCUUCUUCGUCUUGUUAUUCUUCUUCGUCGUCGCCGUAUGUAGGCCCGUGGGCGCGCAUUUCGUUGCAGAUGCCGCAACGCAAUUGGGAGCUGCUAAUGAGCAAUUGCAGCACAGACGAGGAGGCUUGCGGCGGCGGCGGCGGCAGUCUUUAAGCGUUGCUGCUGCCGCUAGUGGCGGUUGUUCCUGGGGGUUCGUCAGCAGCGUUCGUUGGUUGCCAAGACGAUGGACGUGUGCGAUGGGACAGCGGACAGGACGAUGGACAUCAGAGGCGAUAGCCACGUGCUCGCUUGCGGCCUGCCCUGCUUGCGGCGGCGGGACACAACAACAACGCUGCUCGGCGCUACAAUGCGGAAGUGGAGAUGGCCAGGACGCCAGGUAGUCGGCGGGUAGUCGCCUUGCCCGCGCGCCUUCGGCCGUAAUUCUUGUCGACAAACCCGGUUUUUUACUACAAGCAGUUGUCGGUGGGAACACGUGGUCUCUAUCAGUUGUGUGAUCACCUUAUUGAUGGCGGCUUCUGAUAAAAAUGAAGAAUCAUACCGGAUGAAUGUCUUUGGCCCUAGGGUGCAACAAGCGCCACAAGCCUCAUCAAUUGUGGGCACUUUCCGGCGUCGCACCAAUAUAGCGUCAUCACGACGCCGUGGAACUAUGACUGGGCACUUCAUUCAGUCAUGUCAUUUCUAUUUGCCUUACAAAGGAGCCGGUGCCACGAACCGACAAAAGCCCUUGUUCUCCGCAGUGGCUUAUUAGUUUCUAGAAUUUCAUAGAUCAUCAAAGGUUGUUAAGAUACAGCGAUUUCUAUGAAUUGGAAAACUAGGGGAGGGUCUGAGCACCGCAGGCACUUUCGUCUUCUAAUUUUGCGUGCCCUCUCUCCAGUGAUUAUGCAAAGCGACGAUUCAAUCAUGAAGCAAAGCUACCGCUCAGCAAUGUGUGAGUGUAGCUCUUAAGGUGAACUUGACUACUCAUCACAGCCACCGUGCGCCCAAUGCACGACACGCAGCCCGCAAUCCAGCUCUAUUAUCACUACCAGAUGUAAUAUGUGCAACCUAAGCUUUAUAUUUGUGUUCUACUAGCUAUGGCUGUGUUUGGGGGCAGCUUUGUUUGCCCCGUGGACAUGCAGGGAGUCACGCGUAGUGCGACGCCGCGGGCUGUAACAUAUCUAUAAG